Symbiodinium sp. CCMP2592 is the source of this 4150-nucleotide messenger RNA. NCBI's taxonomy places the organism in Eukaryota, Dinophyceae, Suessiales, Symbiodiniaceae. The record is from the annotation of a GenBank genome assembly.
AUGUUCCACGGCCGGACCUACUGGCCGCUUAUUCCCCUUGCUGCAACAGGGGUUUUUCUGAUCCUUAUCGGCAGCGGCGGUGGUGACGAGGCCAUUCCGCAGGGCGCCAAGCCCGCCGUGGCACCGUCGGCUCCGAAACUUUUGAGGGCAGGCAGGGCUUCGCUGGCAGCGCGCCAGCUUCUGCAGGCCCAUCACGGGAGCAUGGCCCCCAAGGCAACGGCCAAUGCGCAGGCAUCGAGACCUCAGGGUGGAAAACAGAAAGGUCGUGGCGAGCAACCACAACCUCAGCAGAACCGCAUAGAGUUUGCCUUACCCUCGAGUGUGGUGCAGGCGGUUCAAUCACUGUCUACACGGGCCACGCAAGACUUAUGGACGGCGGCACCGGUGCCUUUUCUGGCAGGGACGGCGGAGCAGAACCUCCAGCGGAGGACCAACCUUACCAACAAACUUGCCAAACGCCUGUCCGGCAACGAGCGUGCGAAGGUCGACAUGGCCGUCGCUUUACAAGCUUGGUUCGGCUUUGUCAGCCAGCAUAUGCUUGGCCUUCUGGCGCAAGUCCGUGCAAUCGGACAACGGUUGGACGACGACACGGCCGUGGCUGCCAGGGAAAUGCGAGAGAUCCUUUCCGAGCAGCCCUCGGAGACCACAGCGGCUCAGGUGAACAAGGCUCUAGCUGCGGUGGGACCAAUCUGGUCAGAGCCUCAGGAACAGGAGGUACUGCAACUUGCUGCCCGCCUUCGCGCCUUUGGCACAGUUACAAUGCAACCAAUGGGCAACGAUGGUGUUCCUUCCGGUCGCACAAGCACGACGGAUGCUACACUCACCUUGGUUUCUCCUCAACACUGGGGCGACACUGGAGGAGUGCGGCUUGGAGCUCAUCUGGAUGUGGGCUCUGUGGCAAGCUUUGGUGCCACGGACGAAGAUCUCCUGGGCCUCGACGGCUCAGGCGAUCCAGCCAUACCGAUCCUCGCCACGGAGUUACCUGGCGUAUCUACUAUGGAUGUUCGGGCCCCGGCGGCAAUGCCGCCGCCUCUGAUUCCAGCUGGUGUAGAUGCGACAGCGUUACCUGUUUCUACAGGUGGCAGAUGGAGGAAGCGAAGUGGUGGCCACACGGAGAGGCCGUCCAAAAGCCCACGUCGGGAGGUCGACACGGGCACGCCGUGGCCAUCCUUGAAGACAGGUCGCACACCGGACAAAGCGCCCAGGUCUUCGCUUCUGGCCGCCGUGGAAGACGAAGCGGAGCUGAUCCCGGCGGAGCGCGAGCCCCCACGCACUUGGGAGCAGGCAUGGACUGCUCUUUUGCAGUUUGCAGUUUCCCAGGGAGGAGAACGUGUGGGCGAACUUGCUUCUUGCCCCGAACAAGAUGCGAUAGUCUGUCCUGUCCACAACGCCGAGAAAGAAAGCGAGGUCUUGACACACUGUGGAGCGGUGUUGUCAGCCACCUGCCCCAAGGCCUUCUCGUCGCAGCGCAUGAGCUUCACGGCCUUUUCCGGAGUGUUCUGGCCCUCCGAUGGGAUUUGGCCGGUCAGUGCUGCGCGGGGCCAGCCAGUCUUUUCAACAGGGUUCCAGCACCAAUGCGUGACAUCGGGGUCUUUGCCCCGUCUUUGGCGCACUGCCCUCAGGUCUGCAGACAGCGGAAUGGAGUUGGCGCCGCCAGGUGGAAACACUGCCUUCACUCCCACCGGAGCAGUACGUUCUUACCGAGCUCACCCUCCCGUGGUUCCGGAUCCGUGCGCAGCGAUAAUCCGGGACGCGGCUGUGCAGCAAGGCAUACACGUUGAUGUGAACAACUGCCUAUGUCGGAGACGCAUUGCAAGUGUGGCCUACGGUGACGUGUUUUCCACGAGCCUUUCGCUGCCAGGACCCGCGGAGCUUGCAUUUCAUUCCGAAACUGGGGUCAAUGCGGUGGUUCUAUAUGCCAACGGGCUGUUUUUUACAUUCGCCCCGAUGUUUGCGGACCAUCUUUCCAUUCGUUCAACUGUGAUGGGAGCUUUCAUGUCGGAUGUCACGUGCGGGGGUGCUACUUUUAGCCAUUUCGCUCGGGUCCUCCCUCCUUUGGAGCAGUUGCCUGCGGUGCAAUUUGUUGCCUUACAAUGUCCUGAGGGUUGUCUCCCGGGCCUUAUCGAUUUCCGACCACUUGGUGCGGGGCUUGCCGUGCUUCCUUACCAACCCGGGGUGAGCCCUGCAACACGCCUUGCAAUGGCUGUGGCUACAUCCGGAGAACCAGUACCGGAUUGUAAGCUUGCUGAGCUUCUUGCCCGGGGCAGCUUAAUGGUGCUCCACCGUGAACACUCGGUGGAUCCUGAUAAGCCUCUCGAAGCAAAUGCACCAGCCCCUCUUGUGGUUUUACGUCGCCGGACCCUUCCAGGAGCUUCGCCGUGCUCGGCCAGCGGCGGUUCUUCGGCGAGUGGGCGCUCGGCCAUUAAUUUUGGGGUUCUCUUGGCAGUUACUACGAGGCAUGGCGUUCGUUCGGCUGCCUUGUUGCUUCUCGGGUUGCGCGUCAGCUGGGGUACUUUUCUGAUACCGGACUCCGAUCCGCCCGCCGAUGGGAUUGCCCUCCAUCGCAAGUCUGAGGAUGCACAGGUUAGGAUCCCAUUAGACACGGAAGCCGGGGUUGGCGCGCACCACCGCCUCGCCCAGAGACUGAGCGCGUCCCGUGAAUGGGCUUCUGCUGAGUGGAGCCGGAGUCAGAAUUUAGCAACUGCCCCUGCCUCACACUACUACUUUCAGGUAGCAUCGCCCGGCGAUUCUGUUUGGUUCCUCUUCCCGGGUGACCGAGGAGCAGACGUCCUGAAGAGCGUGUUACUCAGAGCAGGGGGCCUGUUGGGACGGGGUUUCCCGAUCUUGGUUCAACCUUCUGGAUUUGACCGAUGUGUCCGAUUCAUCUCCCCAGCGCGCAGUUUGCAGUAUGUUACUGUGCUUGUUGACGCUGGCGGACCCUUGAUCUGUCUGGAUGUGGUCCGCUCCAACCCUGGGCCCUCCAUUCUGCAGGCGCUGAUACUGCUUUUCCCGGGAGGAAGCUUUCGUCUUGAUGAAGGGGCGCCUCACCCAUUGCGACAUGGAGAUGUUGUCGUGGCGCAUAGUGAUGAUAAGAUUAACCUGCCAGACGUUGGGGCUUCGUCUGUACCGAUGCCCACGUUUUCAGCGACCAGUUGGCUUGUUCCGCACACUGAGGUGUUUAUCACGUCUGCCGACCAAGGCCUGCUUCUGGUUGAAGUCCCUAAAGGAUUCACUAAGUACCGUCUUGAGUCAGCUCUGCAGUCUUGGUACGGUGAGCAUCGUUGUGGGACAAGUUGCCUCAUUAGACUGCCUCUUUCUGCGCCUGCGGUCGACUUGUUCUGUCUUAUUGAGCGCACGCACAGCACGCUCACAGUUCUGCUCACCGAUGUUUUGGAUUGCGGGGUCCUCCCGAUUGUCCUCACUGUGUCUGCCCCAGUCUCUGAGGAGCUUCCUUUGUCAAGCAUUCGGGGGUCGCCCUUUUGGAACGCGGUCUUAGACCAACAGCCAACCAUUUUGCGGCACUUUGCGCUUUCGGCGGCACAAGUCAGCUCAGGUUUUCCCUUCGUUUUCUUUCAGCUUGGAUUGGACUUCUGUCGCUUGUCUGAUGCAGGAUGGAGCCAGUUCUUCCGAGUUCCCGGGUUGAACAGGGAGUUCAAACUUUCCCUCUGCACUGGCCAGCUCAUGCACGACCGGCACCAACGAAAGCACUGGUUAAACGUCGUCCAGCUAAGGGCUGCGUUGCAGUACCGGGACAUUUCUCGUCAGGUCCCAUGCCAUUUUCCUUGGGCCAUCCGAAUCGGAGAAUGGGUGAGAGCUGCUUGCACGCUGUCGGUGGAAUGGCCCGAGGUUAUGUCCAUUGGAGGGCUCACCACGUGGGACCUGCCAGGUGUUGAGAUCCACGGGCAGUUGGCUGUUUGGAAAUGGCCCGGUGAGGUGUCCUCUCUGGCUGGUGAGUGUGGGCACCUUUUCCAAGAAGGCCAUGACGCCUUCGCCUGCGAUGCCACGCGUGGCCUCCAGGCACGCAUCAAUGGGGUUCUGAACCAGCCGUCAGUUGCAGCAUUUGCCAGUGUGGUCAGUCCUGCCGUCGGACGCAGCCUGACGACUCGAUCAUACCUAGGAUGGUGGUUCCUCCUCUCUUUUCUUCUUCAGG